CUCGGCUUGACUGAUUGCGCUGACAGCAUCAUCGGCACGCGAUCCUUGAAAGGACUCUCUGGUGGAGAGAAGAAAAGAGUGGCAUUUGCCCAAGAGAUUCUUACAAAUCCUCCGAUUUUACUGUGUGAUGAACCGACUUCUGGAUUGGACUCCUUUCUUGCUAUUCAAGUUGUAAAUGUGUUGAAAAACUUGGCUGCUAAAAAGUCCAUGACAAUCGUUUUCACAAUUCAUCAGCCAUCCAGCCAAGUAUACGAGCUUUUCGACAGAGUUUAUAUGAUGACUGACGGUCGUGUAGCGUUUUGUGGACGGCAAGACAGUGCUAUGCAGUUUUGGUCAAAGCUGGGACGACCACUUCCACGAAACUUCAAUCCGGCCGAUCACUACAUCUCCUCGUUGUCAGUCAAGGAUCCAGGGAGCUCUGGACGUCGCAGCAAUAAGGCAAAAGUAGGAAAUUAUCAUAGACAUUAUCGAAUGGAUGUCAGGAAUCGGAUGAAACAUGAGAAAGGGUCAAAAUAUAGGCGAACCCGAUUAGAAUUAUCACCAAAGCAUAGGCGAACCCGAUUAGAAUUAUCACCAGAAGAAUACAAAGGGUUUAGGCCUUCACAACGAUUAUGUUGCUAA
Messenger RNA from Ostertagia ostertagi, 621 nucleotides. The record is from the annotation of a GenBank genome assembly. Lineage: Eukaryota; Metazoa; Nematoda; Chromadorea; Rhabditida; Trichostrongylidae.